GAGGACGGGCCGGCCAUCAAUGGGGGGACCCUGGCCCUAUCCUCCGAUGAUGACUCGUUGUUGGAGAGGGAACCCCCGGAGCCUCCUGUUCGGACUGAGCCGUGUGAGAGCUGCCGGCACCGGGGGAGAUGAGGAAGGAGAGGACGGUGAAGAGGAGGCUGGGCCUGGCCGCCCUGCUAUACCUUCUCUUCAUGGGGGCCGAGCUGCUAGGUGGAUACUUUGCUAACAGCCUUGCAAUUAUGACUGAUGCACUUCACAUGCUAACUGAUCUCAGCAGUAUUAUUUUGACCUUGCUCGCACUGUGGCUUUCUGAAAAGUCUCCCAACAAACGUUUCACCUUUGGAUUCCAUCGCUUGGGUACGUUC
Molecule: messenger RNA, 365 nt
Organism: Staurois parvus
Lineage: Eukaryota; Metazoa; Chordata; Amphibia; Anura; Ranidae
Source: the annotation of a GenBank genome assembly